This is a messenger RNA of Mytilus trossulus (common blue mussel), 2274 nucleotides long. RefSeq lists its product as uncharacterized. The transcript is spliced from 7 exons. NCBI's taxonomy places the organism in Eukaryota, Metazoa, Mollusca, Bivalvia, Mytilida, Mytilidae. The record is from RefSeq and is a predicted model, not a curated record. Bases 264 to 1481 code for a protein of 405 amino acids.
AAUCUGUUUAAAUGGAUGGAAACGGUAAUUGCUUGACUAUAUAAUCUAUCCGUCAGCAAUUCACCUGUAUAUAUACUAUCAAAAUAAAGGUGUCGGUCUAUUAAUCAGCCAAAUGAAGAAUUAAACGGAAGAUCUUGACUACCGAACGCUUGAUCAGAUACAAAAUGGCGGUUUAAUUAGAAAAAUGAUAUUUUGAUAAUAGCAACAGUGGUAAAAUGAACAUAGGACAUGAAAAUUUCUUAAAGGAAUUCAACUAAAAAAAUAUGGCGGUUUUAGUAGAAAAUCCCACUUCACUAGAUAAUGAAUUGAAAGGUCCGGUUGCAGAUGAUGUGCAUCAUGCUAAGCUUGCAGAUGUUAUUCAUCUUAAGGAAGCCAGAUUUGACGACCGUGGGCUUUUACAAAUUUCAACAGUAAAACAUAAACCGGAAAUAAUAAAAUAUGACAUGAAACACAAAACUAGAUCUGCAAAAACGAAAGACACCGACAACAGAAGUGAAACAACUAGACCUCUAACUGGUUUGACCAAUGAAAAUAGAUUAGAAGUUGAAAAAUCAGAAAUUCAAACAACUGCUUUGUCCGUUACUGUUGAACGAAAGCCUCUUCAUAAUAUUCAGCCUGGUAGGAGUGUAACCGAACAUGGACGCAGUUUCGGUGGUGCUCAUCCUGUUCAUAUUGGUUCAGCGCCACCUAUGUCUUCUCCAACGGCAUAUGAAAGAGGUAUGCUGAUUCAGCAACACAGAACACGUCGUGUUCCUACUAGAAUGGUCCGUCUAGCAACAGUCUCGAUGUCUGCAAGAACGAAACCACAGUCUCGUGGUCAAAUGGCCAGUCUUUACUAUGAAGAACCGAAGAAACCACCAAAAGUAAUUACAUGGGAUGAGGCUAAUAAUGCCCGACCACCUCUCAGGAUUGAUAUGGAAGGACCUGGGCCAUGCACAUACUCCGCGCAUAAUGUUAAACCCCUCAACGAGACCAAUUCUCCAGUUUGGACUUUUGGUGGAAAAUGUGAUCCCGAGAGAGAGGGUGGCUGUAGGACAUCCUGGGAGAAAACGUGGUUUCAAACUCCACAUAUUUGGCAAACUAAAGUGGACUUCUAUAAUGAUACCAGUUGGCCGUCACCAAAUAUAUAUAAACAAAGACCAUUACUUGGCCCAAAGCAAAGAACGUUUUCAGAAGCUCCAAGUUUCACAAUAGGAAAUAGGAAACAAAUUAACUUAGAGAAGAGAGGUUCAGACAAAGAACCGUCACCAAACAGCUACGAAAAAUCAUCAGCAGAUAAAGUUACAUUUAAUAAAGCACCAGCAUAUUCCCAUCAGUUCCGGAGAUCAGGGACGGUUCUUUGGGCUCACCCUGGGAAAACACCAGGUCCAGCUGCUUACACGCCUAGAUUUGAUACAAACAAAACGAAUAAACCUGCCUUUACUAUAAGAAGUUUAAGGAGGGAGAAAUCUCAUUGUUUAGGGCCAUUCUCAACAUUUUGAAGCAUUACCUAGUGUCACUUUUGUAGAACGGAAGUGAAGUGUUUUGAUCGGAUGUUCGUCAGAAACGGUGGGAUAUUCAUAUGAUCUGAUAAAUCAGAACGACAAUCUUCAUAGUGCUUAUCAUGCUUAUAAAAGUUAUUGCAAAUAUUUGAAAUCUUCAUUGUAUUGGCAAAUUAUGUUCAAAGUAGCUCGAUCAAUAAUUCAAUGUGCAUGCAUUAACUUUUAUAUCUUUGAAUAAUUUUUAUUGUAAAAUUUUAUAUCUUAUCUUUGAAUAAUUUUUAUUGUAAAAUUUUAUAUCUUAUCUUUGAAUAAUUUUUAUUGUAAAAUUUUAUAUCUUGUCUUUCGGUAUGGUCCGACCGUACGCGUAUGGUCGGGGUAAUUAACACUCUGUUACAGUUUACUUUUAAUACUUCUAAACUCGUCAUAUAGUAUGACCGACUUUGACCGUUCAUAAAAAAAGACGGUAUUAUUUAGGUAAUUUUAUUAUUUUAUCAUAAUAAAAAUGUUAGCUAAUGAAAAGGAUCGUACACAACCAAGACUUGAAAUACAAAAAAAAUUAUUAUACCAUGUGGAAGAAAAUGGCACCCCAAGCCUACAUGCAAGAAUGUAAUUAUCGAUGAAAACUAACUAUGGCAUCAACAUUAAAUUUUACGUAGUAUUUGAAAUAUAAAAAAUAAAAGAAUUGGCAUGUAACCAUCAUUGUUUUUUUAGAUUAAAUUUUUGGAUUAUUGAAACUUUUGUAAUGUAUUUUAAAAAAAAUACUUAUAUGGUCCAAAUACUCAUAUGGUCCGAC